This is a messenger RNA of Macrobrachium nipponense, 2631 nucleotides long. RefSeq lists its product as uncharacterized. Lineage: Eukaryota; Metazoa; Arthropoda; Malacostraca; Decapoda; Palaemonidae. The coding region runs from base 39 to 2090 and encodes 683 amino acids. The record is from RefSeq and is a predicted model, not a curated record. The transcript is spliced from 10 exons.
GAACUGGGGCUUUCUGAGAGCUACAACAUUCGCAAGAAAUGAAAAAAAAGACUGGAACCAAGAUGGCGACCCACUGGAUCUUAGCAGUGUUCCUGGUUCUCGUUCCAGUGUCAAACGCUCUUCCAGAGGUCAACGAAUUAGAUGGGGAGGCAGACUUUCGAUCUAUUCGGCUUCACUGGAAGUACGACAGGGCCGUUCCAGGACGGUACCACUUCAUCGUGACCUACUGCGAGGACCAGUCUUGGGGGAAAUACAGGUGUAAAAAGCAGGAAGUCCAAGAGAGCAACUCUAUCCACUCGGCGAGUUCGGACAAGAAAUAUCGAGUGUUCGAAACCGUGAUCGCUGGGCUUCGGAUGUCGACCAACUACACACUGGAAGUGACGCCCGUCCUGGAGGGCGAAAAUUCAAAUCGCGGACGAGCGUUCGGACGAGAGAUCAUCAUACGGACGAAAGGAUUUUCAGCCAGAGCUACUAACUGCCUAGCAAAUUCAAGCGUCGUGGAAGUCGAGACGGGUCCGCACUUCGGUGGUAAGAUAUCUGUGGAAGGCACGGAAGACCCCCGCUGCAGUACCAAGGGCGAGAGAGAGAGCGUGAAGACGUCUUACCUCCUGAACAUCGACCACAACGUCUGCGGGAGCGAUAUCCAGAACACGUCGGUGCAGACCUUCAUCAUUGUCCAGGAGAACCUGCCGAUUCUGACCCACUCCACCAGGAGGUUUUUGGUCAUGUGUAAUUACGUCCCCGAGACCUUCACCGUCAGAGCUGGGGUCAACCUGCCUGAGGACAUCAACAACGUCGGAGACGGCCUCUCGCCCGUCGACCAGUCCAUCUUCGAGGUCGAUCCUUCGGAGCUGUUCGACUCCGCCAACAACCUGUUCGAUUCUCGUCUCUCGGAGGAGGUGGGGAGGGCUCUCAAGAUGUCUGCUGGUGAAAAGAACAAAGAACCGAAGAUGUGGGCUCACCUUGUGAUCAUGGUCAUCCUGGUGAUGGCGGCAGUCGUGGGUCUGUCAUGCGCAGUGUGGCACUUCGCUCGCCACGCCAGAACGAACAACAGGCAAGGUUUCAUGUCACCUCAGGAGGAACCCCGCGCCCUUGAGGAAACGAGUUCUAUGGAAGCCGUCGUGAGGGAUUACUCCACGGGGGACACCGCCCCCACCUGCGUGGAGAAUCCAGUUGCCCUGUUUCAGACAAGCUUCAUGACUGGACCUGAGACAGUAUCGGAGACCUUGUAUGACCUAAGGGACGAUCUUGACCCCGACCAGGACCUGGAAGACCUCUGUCGACCUCCAGCUGUCGAAUCGCAGAUCAUUCAUGACCUCGAGGUUGACCUGCCAGGACUGGGAGUCACUGACCUUUGCCAACUAUCUGUCCAUGACUUCAACGUCGCUGACAUACCCAACGUUCACAUGGGCACACUGCCCGACAGCCUGUGCUUCGAUGCCCAUGGGCAUAUCAUUGACCUAGGGCAAGAGGAGCACAUGCUGGAAGCAGUAGCGGCAGGAGGAGGUCAUCCAGUCGAGACUUUUAACCCUUUGCCCAUCAUGGUAGGGCAGCCACCAGACAUUGACUCCUUGACCUUUGACCCGCUACCCAUCAUUGACCUGCCACCGUCCCCCUUUGCUGACGAGUUCCCCCUGCCCCCAGACAUUUACCAUUCCCCCAAUUCCUCCAUCAUCGUCCUGGACCCCUUAGCACUGCACCACCAGAGCCUGUUGCAUCUUCCAGCCCCGCUGCUGGAAGAAGAACUCAUGGUCGGCCCCUGCCCUCCGCCCAUGUCCCUCCAGCACGUGCCACAGGCCUACUUCGAGGGCACCCUGCCCAGGGGCAUCAUACUCGACGAGGAAGACGACGACGUCUUCGAGAGCAGCAGCGACGGGGAAGGAGGAGGAGGAGGAGGAGGAGGACACCUUCCAGGGGAUCUCGGGUUCCAGGAAGAAGAAGAAGAAGAAGGAGAAGAAGAAGAUAGUGUCUUCGAUCGUCACUUGAACGACGAAGACAGGGAAAUAGCAAUUAGCAGACAUCCGUCCCUGGAUCAGAACUGGAAACUGGGAGAUGGAGAUGGGCAACUGUUCCCGGCGUUUUCUCAGUGAUUCCAGUUUCCAGUUCUCAGUCGAACGUCCCUCCUACCAUAAGUAUUCAUAGACAUGCACUCUGCAGGAUACUCGACAUUGUUUGUAUUUCUUGCUAAGCAACGGCUGUUUAUUUAUUCUUUCACAUGUGAAUUCGUAUUAUUUAUUUAUUAUAAAUGUAGGUAAGAUAGUCCGUAUCAUUUCCAGAGCUUGGCUUCAAAAAUGAUAAUAUGUUUAUGUUGUGUGAUUACUUGACGUACUCUCUCUCUCUCUCUCUCUCUCUCUCUCUCUCUCUCUCUCUCUCAAUGCUUUGGUCUCCUUUCAAUGACGGUUUUUAUUUUGUCACUAUAGCUAACUUCUUCAAUAGGCAAGUUUCUCAACAGUUGCGAGUACACUCUGUCACUUGGAAAGAGUAAAUGACACUCCCGGCUAACUUUCACUAAAAACAUUCGCUGUUAUCAAGUUUAUGAUGAUAUACUCAAGAACUUUCAUAAUUUUAUUAACGAGCAAAUGUUCUUUCCGAUAAACUUGUAAACUGCGCAACACUCCCUGUAGUCUCAUU